Molecule: messenger RNA, 612 nt
Organism: Guyanagaster necrorhizus
Lineage: Eukaryota; Fungi; Basidiomycota; Agaricomycetes; Agaricales; Physalacriaceae
Exons: 1
Coding region: 316-498 (60 amino acids)
Source: RefSeq, a predicted model, not a curated record
UGAACUACCACCAUCACUACUGCUGAUGACGAUAACAACUCCCUUCUGGAUAUUUCUAGGAUCAGCGCGAUACCCAGUGGCGAUUUUAUUUCAUGUGUUACAUGCCAUCACUCUCUAUCACUGCCACUGACGACGACGACCACGAAGACAAUUCCGCCCUGGAUAUAUGGCAACUUAUUUCGUGGUUUUCCGCCGCGGUUCUUCGACUAUUCAACAUUCAUUCACCGCGACGUUUACUGCUAUGAAUUCGGACAGACUACCGAUAUCGCCAUCUACCACGAAACGUUGCGUUCCUUCUCAGCUUAUGCUCCGCCGAUGUUCCCGAACGUGUCUGUUGGGCAGUAUGUCAGAGACACGGGCGGUGUGGGUCGCGUGAUCAUCCCAUGGGACGUGUGGAGCAAGGGUAAGGUUGAGGCGUUUACUGUAUCCUCGGGCGAGUCGAUGGUGGAUGGAUCUUGGUCUGCCAUUGUCGAAAGACCGUCGCUUGACGAUCCAUGACUUUGGUAUCUGGUGGGGUGUGGGACCGAAGCCUACUGGUAGCGGAGGCAAGAGAGUCCUCAAUAGAUCUGUCGGUUAUAAUGAGCCCAUCGUACAAUUUAGGGAGAAUCGCGG